Ostrea edulis (European flat oyster) is the source of this 11920-nucleotide messenger RNA. Its product is annotated as low-density lipoprotein receptor-related protein 6-like. The coding region runs from base 94 to 9141 and encodes 3015 amino acids. The record is from RefSeq and is a predicted model, not a curated record. Lineage: Eukaryota; Metazoa; Mollusca; Bivalvia; Ostreida; Ostreidae. The transcript is spliced from 34 exons. Gene Ontology annotation, molecular function: protein binding.
GACUAUUAAAGUACUCAAGGCGAAGAUGCAACGGGGUCGUAACUGCUGACUUUCAUAACACUAGUAGUAUUGAACCAGUCUUAGUGGAACAGAAUGUUAUGCUCUGAGUUAAUUCUUGUGGCUGUCAUCGUAGUUUUCCAUCAUUGUACAGCUAAGCCACUAUUACUACUUGCGAAUCGUCUGGAUGUGCAACUUAUUGAUGCCGCAUACAGUGCUAAUUUCACCAUUGUCCAAAAUGGUCUGGAAGAUGCGUCCGCCCUAGAUUUCUGCUUUAAAGACAGAUCAGUGUUCUGGACAGAUGUUAGUCUGGCCAAGAUCAAAAGGACGUGGAUAGACAGACCAAAAAAUAGCGAGGAUAUCAUUGUAUCAGGACUAGUGUCACCAGAUGGUCUUGCUUGUGACUGGGUUGCGCGAAAAUUGUAUUGGGCAGACUCAGAAACGAAUCGUAUUGAAGUUAGUAACUUAAAUGGAAGUUUUCGAAGUGUUUUGUUUUGGGAAGAAUUGGACCAACCACGAGCCAUUGCCUUGGAUCCUCUCACUGGAUGGAUGUUUUGGACAGACUGGGGAGGUGUACCAAAGAUCGAGCGAUCAGGGAUGGACGGAGAUCAGACAACACGCUCAACCAUCAUCGGUAGUAAUAUUCAGUGGCCAAACGGUCUAACCAUCGACUACGCUGACAACAAAAUCUACUGGGCUGACGCAAAGAUUAAUUACAUCGCCAGCUGUGAUUACGAUGGAACAAAUCGUAGAGAGGUGGUAUCUGGGGAGCAGAUGUUGUCACACCCCUUUGCAUUAACACUGAGUGACAGGACUCUGUAUUGGACAGACUGGCAGGAUCGCUCAAUCUUUUCCUGUGAUAAAAUAACGGGUAGUAACAUUCGACCAGUGAUGGAGGAGAUCUACUCUCCUAUGGAUAUCCAUGUAUUCAGCUCCAGCAGGCAGCCAUUAAGGCCAGGCAGACAUCCAUGUACAGUUAACAAUGGCGGUUGUUCUCAUCUCUGUCUGAUAUCCACCAAAGAUCCGUUUUACACCUGUGCUUGUCCCACAGGUGUCAGGCUUUUGAGCAAUACCGACUGUGCCGAAGGCGUGGAAAAGCUGCUGCUGCUGGCCAGACGUAAAGACAUCCGUAAAAUCUCCCUGGACAUGCCUGACCACACGGGUGUUGUACUUGCCUUGGAAGAGAUCAAGCAUGCCAUCGCUAUUGACUACGAUCCGGUGGAGAAGCAGGUUUAUUGGACAGACGAUGGGUUGUAUGUCAUAAAAAGGGCCUACCUGAACGGGACAGGAGAAGAAGUAAUCCACGCUGACUUAGAUCAACCAGAUGGUAUAGCUGUAGACUGGUUCGCCAGGAACUUGCUUUGGACAGACGCAGGGUCUAACCGAAUAGAAGUAUCCAGACUCAAUGGCACCUCUAGAAUGGUUCUUAUUUCUGAGGACCUGGAUGAACCGCGAGCCAUAGUACUUGAUCCAGUAGCAGGGUUGAUGUACUGGAGUGACUGGGGAGAGGUACCCAAGAUAGAAGUGGCUAACCUAGAUGGAAGUAGCCGACAGAUCUUGGUCAACUCAUCACUGGGCUGGCCUAAUGGACUGGCCAUCGAUGUAGCCGCCAACCCCAAGAAACUUUACUGGGGGGAUGCUAAAUACGACAGAAUAGAGGUGGCUAACGUAGACGGAUCUAACAGAGAAAUUCUGGUGGGCGAACGGCAAAGGAUUCCACAUCUGUUUGGAUUCAGUUUGCUAGGAGAUUACAUAUAUUUUACUGAUUGGCAAAAACGGAGAAUAGAAAUGGUCAACAAACACAAUGGCACAGACAGAAAGGUCGUAGUGGACAAAAUAACUGACCUGAUGGGAUUAAAAGCUAUAAAUACACUUCAAUCGGUUACAGGUAGCAAUCCGUGCACCCGUUACAAUGGUGGCUGUAGUCAUCUCUGUCUGUACACAUCGGAUAAUGGUGUCGUGUGUGCUUGUCCAGUGGAACUAGAACUUACCAGUGAUGGAAAUACCUGCAUCCCAACUUCUCUUCUAUUUACCAGUCAGAACCGUAUUAAUCGCGUAUCCUUGGAUACCAGUCACAAUGUCACAACUAUCCCGAUCGAAGGAGUCAAAGCCUUAGCUAUUGCUUUCCAUGUCGCAGACAGCAAAAUAUAUUGGAUAGAUGGAGACAGAAGGCAAAUAGUAGGAGCUUUCUUCAACGGCAGUGCGCCGGACGCCAUUGUUUGGUGUGGACUUGCAGACCCACAGAAUAUAGCUGUCGAUUGGAUGGCGAGGAACAUAUACUGGAUUGAUGCAGGAAAGGAACCACGGAUUGAGGUGGCUCGCUUAGAUGGCUCGUCUCGCCGCGUCAUCAUCUGGAAAGAUUUAGAAUCCCCAAGGGCAUUGGCCGUUGAUCCCUUGAAUGGGUAUCUCUACUGGACGGACUGGAGCACACAGAGACUAGAGCGGGCCGCCCUGGAUGGAACCAUGAGAAAGACCAUUAGAACUGAGAUUGGACAAGUCUAUGGACUGACUAUUGACUAUGGAGAGAAGAGGUUGUACUGGACAAGCAUAGACAAAAAAGUUAUUGCAUCCUCCGAUUUGAACGGACAACACAUGAAAUUAGUCAUCACAGACCAGGUUUCACAGCCCACCGGAAUAACGCUAUAUCGCAACUUUCUGUUGUGGGCGGAUAGUGACAGACAGACCAUAGAACUGGCCAAUAAGUCCUCGGGCACCAACCGCACCACCAUUCAAACCAGCAUAGACGGUGUGGGAGACAUCCUGGUCUUCCAUUCCUCCAGACAGCCAGGAAGUAACAACUGUAGGAACAAUAACGGCGGCUGUUCCCAUUUGUGUCUGGCCCACCCCGUCAACCAUUCCUCUGGAACUACUCAUCACUGUGCAUGUCCCACUCACUUUCGACUUAACUGGGACAACAAGACAUGUUCAGCUCCCAAUACGUUUCUGUUGUUCAGUCAGAAGAACUCCAUCAGUCGUCUGGUGAUUAACAAUGAUGAUUUCGACCCUGACACUCCAGAGGUGGUUCUUCCCAUACCACAGCUGAAGAACAUCAAAGCUCUCAGUUACGACCCAGUCAAACAUUUUCUUUACUGGAUUGAGGGCAAAAAUAUGGUGAUCAAAAAGGCUGCCAAUAAUGGAACCCAAGUCUCAAUAGUUGUGUCCAAUCCAGCAUCAGAGCACCGACCUUUUGACAUUGCUGUGGACCCGUACUCUCGUGUUCUGUACUGGACCUGUGCUAAGAAGAACACUAUCAAUAUCACUGGUCUGGAUGGCACUCCAGUAGGGGUCAUUGUAGAAGGGGAUAAUAUUGUACCCAGAUACAUAGCCCUCAAUCCACUGGCAGGUCACAUGUACUGGACAGACAUGGGCAAUCACCCCUCUAUCAUGCGAGCUUCUAUGGACGGCACAGGACACAUCAAAUUGUUUGCUUCGGAAUUAGAUCGCCCUGGCCCUCUAGCUAUUGAUGUAGAGGGCAAUCGAUUAUACUGGGCUGAUUCCCGUCUUAAUCGCAUUGAAUGCUCCGACUUGUCUGGAGGUAAUAGGAAGAACUUGGUAGAUCAAGGUGUAGCUAAUCCACGUGGAAUGGCCAUUUUUGGUAAUUUCCUGUACUGGAUUGAUAUGCAACACCGAACGAUCAGUCGAGCUGAUAAAAUUACUGGAGAAAACAAAUAUAUUAUCGAUAAAGGGUUGGAGAACCCAAGUGAUCUCGAAGUGGUGAGAUAUUUUGUACCUAAAUAUAUCUUCCCAUGUGCCAAAAAUAAAGGCAACUGCUCACAUAUCUGCGUGGUGGAUGGUGAAAUGAAGGCACGGUGUUCUUGUCCAAUGGGGCAAGUUCUACAACAAGAUCAAAAGACUUGUAGAGUUCCCUCACCAUGUUCUGGGCAGUUCGCAUGUACUAGAGGUUUAUCUGCAUGGUCGAUCGUAGUAAUAUCAAUAACAGUAACAUUAAUUGUUGUGAUACUUAUGAUUGUAUUAGUACGUCAAUACAAGAUUCGAAAACUGAAUAACGUCGGACACAACCAACAAGAAAACCAGAUGAUGUUAGAUGAGACAAGUGCAGAAUUGGAGCAGAGGUGGGCAUCUCAACUAGCUAUCUACAACUUUGUAAUCAGGUACAAAACAGGAAAAACCAAUCAAGCUGUCGACUCUCUGUCCAGAUUACCACGACAGAGAACGGAGUCCAAAAUCGUCAUGUGGCUGGGAGGAACAAGAUUCAGGACUCUUGGGGGAAAGGGGAAUUUUGUGGUUCUUCGAAUCCUAAACGAUGAUGGACACAUUUACGAGAUUGUGCAAGCAGAUGGUUGUGGAGACCCGAAAAUAGUGAACCGGUGUCUGCUUCAACUCAAUCCUGGACUGCCAGACUUUGGUCUGUCGAUAGGGUUUCAAAAAAUGUUAUUUAUAUUUGUCUUUAUUGGAAUAAUUUUCACGAGUUCAGCUAAGCCAUUAUUACUACUUGCGAAUCGUCUGGAUGUGCAACUUAUUGAUGCCGCAUACAGUGCUAAUUUCACCAUUGUUCAAAAUGGUCUGGAAGAUGCGGCCGCCCUAGAUUUCUGCUUUAUAGACAGAUCAGUGUUCUGGACAGAUGUUAGUCUGGCCAAGAUCAAAAGGACGUGGAUAGACAGACCAAAAAAUAGCGAGGAUAUCAUUGUAUCAGGACUAGUGUCACCGGAUGGUCUUGCUUGUGACUGGGUUGCGCGAAAAUUGUAUUGGGCAGACUCAGAAACGAAUCGUAUUGAAGUUAGUAACUUAAAUGGAAGUUUCCGAAGUGUUUUGUUUUGGGAAGAAUUGGACCAACCACGAGCCAUUGCCUUGGAUCCUCUCACUGGAUGGAUGUUUUGGACUGACUGGGGAGAGGUUCCAAAGAUCGAGCGGGCGGGAAUGGAUGGAGAUCGGACAAUACGCUCAAUAAUUAUUGAUAGUAAUAUUCACUGGCCCAAUGGUCUAACCAUCGACUAUGCUGACAACAAAAUCUACUGGGCUGAUGCAAAGGUUAAAUACAUUGCCAGCUGUGAUUACGAUGGAAAAAAUCGUAGAGAGGUGGUAUCUGGGGAGCAGAUAUUGUCACACCCCUUUGCAUUAACACUGAGUGACAGGACUCUGUAUUGGACAGACUGGCAGGACCGCUCAAUCUUUUCCUGUGAUAAAAUAACGGGUAGUAACAUUCGACCAGUGAUGAAGGAGAUCUACUCUCCUAUGGACAUCCAUGUAUUCAGCUCCAGCAGGCAGCCUCUGAGGCCAGGCAGACAUCCAUGUACAGUUAACAAUGGCGGUUGUUCUCAUCUCUGUCUGAUAUCCACCAAAGAUCCGUUUUACACCUGUGCUUGUCCCACAGGUGUCAGACUUCUGGACACUACCACCUGUGCCAAAGGCGUAGAACAGCUGCUGCUGCUGGCCAGACGUCGAGACAUCCGUAAAAUCUCCUUGGACAUGCCCGACCACACGGAUGUUGUGCUGCCGCUGGAAGAGAUCAAGCAUGCCAUCGCUAUUGACUACGAUCCGGUGGAGAAGCAGGUCUAUUGGACAGACGAUGAAGUACGAGCCAUUAAAAGGGCCUACCUGGAUGGGACAGGAGAGGAAGUUAUAAUCCGGACGGGUGUCGAUCAUCCAGAUGGAAUAGCUGUGGAUUGGAUUGCCCGGAACUUGUACUGGACAGAUACUGGCACUGACCGGAUUGAAGUAGCCCGACUGAAUGGAACCUCUAGGCGGGUUCUGAUUUCUGAUGACUUGGAUGAACCAAGAGCGAUAGCAUUGGACCCAGUUGCAGGGUUGAUGUACUGGAGUGACUGGGGAGAGGUACCCAAGAUAGAAGUGGCUAACCUAGAUGGAAGUAGCCGACAGAUCUUGGUCAACUCAUCACUGGGCUGGCCUAAUGGACUGGCCAUCGAUGUAGCCGCCAACCCCAAGAAACUUUACUGGGGGGAUGCUAAAUACGACAAGGUAGAGAUCUCUGAUGUGGAUGGAACUAACAGGAAAGUUCUGGUGGAUGAGCGGCAGAAUAUCCCACAUUUGUUUGGAUUCAGCUUGCUAGGAGAUUAUAUUUAUUGGACUGACUGGCAGAGACGGUCCAUAGAGAGAGUGAACAAACACAAUGGAACAGACAGGAAGGUCAUUGUAGAACAACUUCCGGACCUGAUGGGCUUAAAGGCUGUCAGUGUGUUUAAUUAUUCAGGUACCAAUCCGUGCGCCCGUUACAAUGGUGGCUGUAGUCAUCUCUGUUUGUACACAUCGGAUCAAGGUGUUGUGUGUGCUUGUCCAAUGGGAUUGGAGCUUGUCAGCAAUGGAAAAACUUGCAUCGUACCUGAGGCCUUCCUUUUGUUUACUAGUCACCAUGACAUCAAGCGCAUGUCCUUAGAAACCAACCACCGUAUUCGACCUAUCCCAAUCAAAGGGGUCAAGGCAGCCCUGGCUAUAGAUUUCCACAUUGCAGAUGACAGAAUCUAUUGGACAGAUGGAGAUCUGAAGAGAAUAAGCAGAGCCUUUCUAAAUGGCAGUGCACUAGAGCCCAUUGUACAGUAUGGUCUUGCAUACCCAGAGGGAAUAGCUGUUGAUUGGGUGGCUAAGAAUAUAUACUGGAUUGACACGGGAAAGAAACGGCGUAUUGAGGUGGCUCGGUUAGACGGCUCGUCUCGUCGUGUUAUCAUCUGGAAAGAUUUAGAGUCCCCCAGGGCUCUGGCAGUCAACCCCCCAGACGGUUUUAUCUACUGGACGGACUGGAGCACACAGAGACUAGAGCGGGCCGCCCUGGAUGGAACCAUGAGAAAGACCAUUAGAACUGAGAUUGGACAAGUCCAUGGACUGACUAUUGACUAUGGAGAGAAGAGGUUGUACUGGACAAGCAUAGACAAAAAAGUUAUUGCAUCCUCCGAUUUAAAUGGACAAGACAUGGUAUAUGUUAUCACUGAUCAGGUCCCACAGCCCAUGGGUCUGACUCUGUACCACGACUUUAUAUUUUGGGCUGAUUGGCAGAGGCAGACCAUAGAACGGGCAAAUAAGUCCUCAGGAACCAACCGCACCACCAUUCAGACCCGCAUAGACAGUGUACGAGACAUCCUGGUCUUCCAUUCCUCCAGGCAGUCGGGGAGUAACAACUGUAGGAACAAUAACGGCGGCUGUUCCCAUUUGUGUCUGGCCCACCCCGUCAACCAUUCCUCUGGAACUACUCAUCACUGUGCAUGUCCCACUCACUUUCGACUUAACAGGGACAACAAGACAUGUUCAGCUCCCAAUACGUUUCUGUUGUUCAGUCAGAAGAACUCCAUCAGUCGUCUGGUGAUUAACAAUGAUGAUUUCGACCCUGACACUCCAGAGGUGGUUCUUCCCAUACCACAGCUGAAGAACAUCAAAGCUCUCAGUUACGACCCAGUCAAACAUUUUCUUUACUGGAUUGAGGGCAAAAAUAUGGUGAUCAAAAAGGCUGCCAAUAAUGGAACCCAAGUCUCAAUAGUUGUGUCCAAUCCAGCAUCAGAGCACCGACCUUUUGACAUUGCUGUGGACCCGUACUCUCGUGUUCUGUACUGGACCUGUGCUAAGAAGAACACUAUCAAUAUCACUGGUCUGGAUGGCACUCCAGUAGGGGUCAUUGUAGAAGGGGAUAAUAUUGUACCCAGAUACAUAGCCCUCAAUCCACUGGCAGGUCACAUGUACUGGACAGACAUGGGCAAUCACCCCUCUAUCAUGCGAGCUUCUAUGGACGGCACAGGACACAUCAAAUUAUUUGCUUCGGAAUUGGAUCGCCCUGGCCCUCUAGCCAUUGAUGUAGAGGGCAAUCGAUUAUACUGGGCUGAUUCCCGUCUUAAUCGCAUUGAAUGCUCCGACUUGUCUGGAGGUAAUAGGAAGAACUUGGUAGAUCAAGGUGUAGCUAAUCCACGUGGAAUGGCCAUUUUUGGUAAUUUCCUGUACUGGAUUGAUAAGCAACAGCAUGUCAUCAGCAGGGUUGAGAAAACCACGGGUAAAAAUAGAUCUUACAUCCAAGGCAGACUGGAACAUCUUAGUGAUUUACUAGUGGCCAGAGAUUUAGUUCCAGAAGAUCUCAAUCACCCUUGUGCCAAAAAUAAGGGCGACUGCUCACAUAUCUGUGUGGCAGAUAGUGGUGGAAAGCCUAGGUGUUCUUGUCCUGUGGAUCUUGUGUUAAAACAAGAUGACAAGACUUGUGCAGAUCCACCUACCUGCUCACCAGAGCAGUUUACUUGUGUCAGUGGGGAGAUCCAUUGUAUCCCCAUGAUGUGGAUAUGUGAUGACGUAGAGGAAUGUGCAGACGGGUCUGAUGAAAAGAAUUGUCCCAUCUGUCAUCCACAAGAUGAGUUUAAGUGUGACAAUAAUCGUUGUAUUAGCAUCAAAAGUGUUUGUGAUGGAGAGAUGCAAUGUGAUGAUCAAACAGAUGAAUCUAACUGUGAUCCAACAGGUGGGGCCCCUCAUAAUUGUAAGGAGGAAAACUGCCCUCCACCAGUCGCCAAAUCCUCACCCAGCAAGGAGGUAGCCACAUGGACCAUUGUAAUAGUGGUGGGUCUAUUAGCCAUUGUGUUAGUGUUCGUAUUUGUGUUUGCAUGUCGCCGCAGGAAUCCACGAUUAAUUUACGAAGAGCGCAGCGACAUGAGUCAAUUAAAACCAUUGAAUUCUGUACAAACAGGAGAGACAACUCUGAAUACCUUGUCAUCUCAUGGGGGUAAAUCCCAUGAGACUGGAUUAUCCUCAGUGACAGUACCGCUGUACGAGAGAAGUCGUGUGACUGGGGCAUCCUCCAGCAGCAGCACAGUGACUCAAUACCCUAAAGAGACCCUCAACCCCCCACCUAGUCCUGUCACGGACCGGUCGGUGUAUACGGGGGCAUACUCGGGCUAUUCCUCCAAUAGUCCAUCAACUGUCAGGUCAUAUCGACCGUAUAAACUAAGAAUACACAAUAUCCCCCCUCCCCCCACCACGCCCUGUAGCACGGACGUUUGUGAGGAAAGUGAACCUUAUCCUACCAAGAAAUACUACAAUCAGUCUAUAUCAGAACUGUACAACUACGAUCCCUAUCCCCCGUUACCCACUCCCUAUUUUUCAGACGAUAUGAGUUGUCCCCCUUCACCACCAUCAACUGAAAGAAGUUUCUUUAAUCCAUAUCCUCCACCCCCCUCACCAGUGGCCGAGAGUUCAGAUUGUUAGUUUAUAUAUAUUGACCGUACAAAUAAUAUUUCAUAGUGUCAAAUGUGAUCUUUUACACUGAGUGCUAGGAACUGAGACGUGUGAUAUGACAAAAGAAUUUUAUACCUAUUUUUUGUUAUUGUUUGACAGUAUUUAUACACAUAUAUAAAAUCAGCAUUGUAUGAUCAGUUGUCUAUAUAACUUUGUGUAGAAUCUCUCCUUAUUUAUAGAGAAAAAAUGGACACAUGUUAUUAUCAAUGUAGCAGUUUAAUCUUCAUUAUUCAACUGGUUAAGUUUAAAACAGGCAUAUUUAAUGAGCUUUGGCAUUUCAUACAAUACAUGGAAAGAAAAUUUAUAUGUAUUAUUUCAUUUUUUCUGGAAAUUUAUGCACAACUAUAUAUUAAUGUAAAAGAUGUAUAAGCACUGUUAUGUUUUGAAAAGUUGUCCCAAGGGAUUUAUUUGUUGUUAAUUUUAAUCUUUCAUUGAUAUUUGAAAUAGAAAUGGAGACAAACUUUAAAUGUUGGAUAACAUAACUGCAGUCAUUAAUUAAAGAAUUGAACUGUUACACAAAAUAAGAUACCAAGAUAGCUUGGAUACCUGUUAUUUAAGGCACCUUUCACUCCACAUUUUUUUUCUCCUUGGGACUACUUGUUUUGCCUGAUGAAGUGUUGUAUAUUUGACAAGAAACUGUUUGUAUGGAAAUCCUGGUGUUUGUAUGAAGAGGUGCUUUGCUGAGUUUAGUUCAAAGAAGCUCCAGCUCAUGUGUUCAUGGUAAUAAUGUUUUUAUUUCUACCUCUUCAGGAGCGGUCAUUGUGGUCAGUAACAAUCUGUUGGUCACUUUUUCUCUCUCUUUUAAGUGUUUAGCACUAUCAUGUAAAUACUCUAUAGGUUGUGUAUUAUGUUUCUAUUGCCGUGUUUUUCAAAUAGCACAAAAUGUUAUUUCAUAUUUUAGUGUAUAAAAUUGUUGUUAUUGGUGAGGUUUGAUGGGUUGUUUUUAGGGAAAUAACAAGAAACGUAAAACUUUUUUUUUAUGAUGAUACUUACUAGAUUUAAGAGUAAAAUGUUCAGUCUGUAAGAAUACUUGCCAAUUGAAAUAUAUGUAAUGUCAAUUGAUUCAGAUAAAAUUGACAUUUUAAACAUGAAAUGGAUGUUUCUUAUAUUAGGAAUGAACACUUAUCGAUAUUUUUUUAAUCAGGUCAGUUAUUUUGUAAAAGGUUGUGAAAACAGUGGCCAACAGAUCGCUGUGUGAAGUGCUUUUGUAAUGGGCUGUAAUGUUUAUGUACAUAUGAUUUCUUGUGCCAUAUUUUAUCUAAUGAGUAAAGGAACACUACACUAAAACGACUUUUAGAGAAGUUUGAAGGGUAAACUUAGCAUUUGCUGUGAUUUCACAGAUUGAAUUCAGUAGAGACUUGUUUUUAUCUGAAACUGAAGAUUUUCUUUUUAUAGUUAACGACUGUACAAAAUUUAUAGAUAAUUUGUCUGAGGCAGCAAUACAAUAUGAAUUAGUAUAUGUAUGGCAUUUUGUGUGGAUUAUCUUUCAUACUUUGGUAGUACUGAGAUCAAAUAAUCAUGUGUUUGUCUUGUGAUAAUUUUGGAAGUUUUGUUUUUGUUGUGUUUGGAAUUAUAGUGCUGCUUGUAUAUAGCAAUUUUUACUUUUAAAGAAAAAUUAUUUCACAUUUUGUUUUCAGUUACACAAAUUGUGAUAUUUAUUUUCAAUUUGAUGCAUGCUGAAAUUUUAUUUGUGUCUGUUAUCUUUUUUUUAAAAAGAUCAUUUAGCCAAAUUAUGUUUUAGAAAGCUCUGAAGACUGAUGUUAUUUGCAUGUUCAUAUUUUAUUGACAGGUAAAUAUAUAUAUAUAUAUAUAUAUAUAUAUAUAUAUAUAUAUAUAUAUAUAUAUAUAUAUGAUGAAUGCCAUGUACAAAAUGGCAUAUAAAUAUCAAAUCACAAAUCUAAAUUUUGUCUUCCAAGGAAGCAAACUGCAUCAAAUCUAGAUUUUUAUAGCUAACAGAACAUAUUUCAAAUUCAAUUAUAAUUCAGCAAUUGUAUUUGUAUUCUUCAACAUAUGUAAAGCUGAUCAUUUUCUCCAAUCUGCAUCCUGGAAACUAGAGAUUGCAUUGGGUUUUUGUCUGUUUGGUUUUUUUUUAUUUUUAUUUUUUUAUUUUUAUUUUUGUUUUGUUUUGUACGUGUGUGUCGUCCCUUUGUUUAUCCAAAAAAUUAAUCUUUGUUCAUAACUUUUGAACAGUAUGAGAAGAAAACUUCAAAUUUGGCAUGCAUACUGUAAUUUCAAAGGUCAAGGUCAAAUAUAGUGAUCAAUGGUCAAGUACAAAUAUGCUAAUGCCGUGGGUGUGAUGUAUUUUCCCUAAAUAUUUUGCUGAAUGUAAAUUGGUAUUUGGGGAGUAUAUCCUUAAAUUCAAAAUUUAUAAAAAGUGUUUCAAAUAAUGAGCAUUUUUUUCCCAGAACCAUAUGCAAACUUAGUAUAUCAUGUAGUCUUGACAUUUACAUAGAGAUAGUUUACAAAUUUUAAAGAUUAAAACUAUUGAUUGUUUUGUUAAAAUUGAAACUUUGAAUGGCACUAAGAAUCAGUAGUUGAUAUUUAUAUUGUUAUACUUCUGAUCACUGACUUUCUAUUAACAUCAUUUUGUCAUUGUAAAAUUUCAUUGUGUAGCUUCAUGUUUGUGCCUUAGAUGUCGCAGUGUAUAAAGCUUUCACAGAUAACUCUUCUCCACUAACUGAAAGGCUAGGUAGAAAUUUAGCCAAAUAAAAAGAAAGUAAAAAACCAAUAAAACAUAACAAAAUAUUAA